This is a messenger RNA of Effrenium voratum, 1320 nucleotides long. The record is from the annotation of a GenBank genome assembly. NCBI's taxonomy places the organism in Eukaryota, Dinophyceae, Suessiales, Symbiodiniaceae.
AUGCAGGCGCCGUCAGCUGCGGGACCUUGCCAAGCAGUGCAAGCGACGAAGGUCCUGCGGGAGCUUGCCAAGAAGAAUGCCGAAAAAGCUUACCGCACGCUGCAGUACAUGCAGCAAGAGAUGCUGGAGCCCAACGUCUUCCAUUUCAGUUCCAUCAUCGGCUCGAAUUGGACCUUGGCCCUUAGCCUGAUCUUCCAUCAGAUGCGGCAGCAGCUGGUGCAGUGUAACGUGGUAACCUACAACGCUGCGAUGGAUGCCUCUUGCAGAGGCUGGCACUGGGAUUUGGCGAUGGAGCUCCUCCACAACAUGCCGAGCAGGACACUGGAGCCAGACAUGUACAGUGACAGCACGCUGCUGCGCAGUUUGCCGUGGUGCUUCGCGACGACCAUGCUGCAGAGGGCGGCCUUGGCCGCUUGCAACUCAGCGAUGAAGGCUUGCGAGGCCCAAUGGCAGGCAGCCUUGCGCACAAUGCAGCUCGCCAAGCUGCAGCUCUCGCUGGACACUGUCAGCUACGGAGCAGCUCUCAGCGCGUGUGCUUCCUCUGGGCUUUGGCAGCGAGCAGCCCGCUUGCUGGGUGGCAUGCGCGCAGAACAGGUGGUGGCAGACCUCAUUUGCUUCAACUGCGUCACCAGCUCGUACGAGACUGGUGGGCGCUGGCCAUUUGCCCUUGUGGCUUUGGGCGCCUAUUGGCCGCCAAGUUUGGUGUCGUACACUUCAGCCAUGAGUAGCUGCCAUCGCGGAACCCACUGGCAGACGGCCUUGUGCCUGCUGAGCUCUGUGCAGCGCCGCUUGCGCGCCAGCCGGGCCUGCUUGAACUGUGCGUUGAGCGCAUGCGCUCGUGGUACUCUGUGGCAGCAGGCACUAGCAAUGAUAUCCGAAGACACUCCUGACGCCACUGGUGUGAGCGCGGCCAUUCAGGCCUUGGGGCAGGCCCAAUGGAGCUAUGUUCUGCAGCUGCUGCGCCUUCCACAGCUGGAUGCCGUGUGCUACAACAGCGACGCGCUUGGUAUACUGGGGGCAGCUGGUCGAUGGCAACUUUGCUUGGAGGUAUUGAUGCAGAUGCAAGUGUCCCACACGGAGCUCAGUGUUUCCAGCUAUAGCCCCGGCAUCAGCGCUUGUGCUGCCCAACUACUUUGGCGUCACUCCUUGGCCUUGUUGAGCCAGAUGCAGUUCAAUGAGGUGGCUCCAGAUGCCUUGUCUCUCGCGUUUGUUCUGGCAUCACGGCCAAAUUAUGGGUUCUCAGCUGCGCUGCUGACAAAAGUCGAGGCUGUUGCACUGCGCCAGUGUGCCAUGGGCAAGGCGAUCAAUGCGACGCCUUGA